AGACGACUGGACAGCUUAGGUUUCCACGUGUUUGCUGGAUGUCUGACACAAGAUGGAAGGGAAUAUUUGGCCAAGAACUGCUCUAAACGUCUGGUCACCGUACAGCUUGAUAUCAGUAAAAAUGAGAGCAUCGAGGCGGCCCUACAACUGGUCAAGCGGACGAUUCCUUCAGACAAAGGUAAAAAAAAUGGCGAUACAACCUCAAAGAAUGGGAUUAUUAAAUAGAACAGGUAUUUCCUCAACUUCUGUGUCCAAGUAAGAGUUAAGGAGUUGCUCCUUUACUACAGUGCUGGACAAUUACAACAUAAUAUUCAGAAGUACUCAUUUCCUUAACUUAAUUUUGAGGCCAAAGUCUAGUAUUAAAUGACAUAUUUCAGAACCCCUUAGUCUAUUCAUCACGUUGCUAUGUUUAGAAUGUACUUGUUUCAAGAGACAGGAGUCUCGUAGUAGGACUUUUCUUGAUUGGUAUCAUCUGACUUUCUGACAGGUCUUUGGGGCUUAGUGAACAAUGCUGGCGUGGCCGGCAACCCUUGCGUCAGUGAGAUGUGUACACGAGAUGACUUCUUGACCGUGUACAACGUCAACGUGUUCGGCAUGGCAGAAAUGUGUCGUCACUUCCUGCCACUCAUCAGGAAGGCACGUGGUCGGAUUGUCAACAUGGCAAGCGUGACGGGUCGCAUAGCUUUCAUAAUGGCUCCUUACACGUCCACGAAGUGGGCAAUCGAAGCUUACUCUGAUGUCUUGAGGUAAAUCAACUCUGCCCUCCUAUCCCACCCAUUGCCCUUCACUUCAAUUUGACCUCUGAUUACCGAUUCGCCUUAACGCAGCGGGUCUCAACCUUCCUAACGCCGCGACCCUUUAAUACAGCUCCUCAUGUUGUGAUGACACCCAAACUUAAAAUUAUUUUCGUUGCUACUUCAUAAAUAUGUGUUUUCUUAGGCGACCCCUGUGUAAGGGUCGUUCGACCCCCAAAAAGGGGUGGCGACACACAGGCUAAGAACCACUGCUAUAGAGGUUCCAUAUCAACUAAAUUCACAACUCCCCACCCCAAAUGAAAUAAAAAUAAUCAAAUAAACACAAAAUAAAUGUUUCCUUUUAAAAUACAAAUAAAGAUUUCUUAGUACGAAAUUAAUUUAAAGCAAACGGGAGCUCACCAGACAGUUCUGAAAAUACAAGUUACUGGUCUUUGAUUUCGAUUGUGUGAGUAUAGAUGUAUUUUUUGUUGCUUAUUAAUAAGGACUUAUGUGGAUAAAAAUAACAAAAAAAUGUCUCCAAACAUCUUCUUCAGACGUGAACUCUACAGCAGGGGGGUCCGAGUGUCCAUCAUUGAGGCAGGGGGGUUCGUUACCCCCAUUCUGAAUGAAGAAAGAGCGCUGAGUUACGUCAGGCCUGCCUUUGACCGAACGCCCGAUGAAGUGAAGGUGGCAUAUGGUGACGUCAUUGGUAAAUGUAAGUAUUCAAUGGGCGUCAUAUGA
Molecule: messenger RNA, 1475 nt
Organism: Lymnaea stagnalis (great pond snail)
Lineage: Eukaryota; Metazoa; Mollusca; Gastropoda; Lymnaeidae
Source: the annotation of a GenBank genome assembly